Molecule: messenger RNA, 1104 nt
Organism: Durusdinium trenchii
Lineage: Eukaryota; Dinophyceae; Suessiales; Symbiodiniaceae
Source: the annotation of a GenBank genome assembly
AUGCCAGCGACCGAAUCGCAGGUUGAGAGGUCACUGUCUGGGAGUGUUUCAGGCCAGGGCAGGACUCAAGGUGAACGCGUCGCUUCUCCGGAACCUUCGCAAGCAUCGUUCUCUUUGCCUUCGCGCUCUUCUGCUACUACAGUGAACAAUGGCAAGGUGCAGCUGGUGGUGAGCAUGUUCAAGGAGGGCCGACUUGAUGCCACCACGGCUAUGGAACUCAUGGCUGGGAGUUUGGAGGAUAUGGCUACUCCCAUGAGUAGUGAUGAUAAGGCUGAUGACCUGUCAGAGAAUCGUAAGAGGCCUCACCCAGAGGAAGAAGUCUUAGAGGAGCAUGCAACAACUGGUGAAGGCGACCAUGUGGACAAGAAGGAGGCCAACCGGUUGAAGGCCAAGCUACGCCGCAUGUGCGAAGAGAAGGCCAACGGCCGCCUGUGCUGGCAUUCACACCAAGAAGUUGUUGAACGUUGGAGUGAACCAUGGAAGAAGAUUGAAGGUGCUGUGUGCCUCUGUGAGCAGGACAGGGCCAAUUUGGUAAGGUGCUGUAAAUAUGGAGGUGACGAUGAGUAUUGGGUGGAUAUCCGUGAGACCGGAGAGAAGGGCCAGGAAAAGUCCAAGACCAAAGAACGCAGGGAAGAGUGUGAGGAUGCUGAUGAUGACGAGCCCAUUGGUGAGGUCAACACUGAUCGCCUCAAAGCCAUGGCUGCACGUGAGCAAGCAAUGGCGAGUUCGGGUUCAGUUCAAUCUUCGGAGGCCAUGCGUCGGAAGAACACGUACACCAAGUUUUGCGACUCCCUUCUUCAAAAGUCUGCCAAAGUACGUUCUUUGGUGACAGACUUGAAGAAGAACUAUGAAUCGGAUCCCUGCGUUGAUAAGUCGAUCAAGGCCUUGGAGCACGAUCUGGACACCCUGGAGGACAACUACAACAAGUGUAGUGAAGAACUCGCUACAGGAGAAUCAGUUGGUUACACUGAAAUGUGGGUGACCAAGUUCGAGAAAACCAUGAAGGAAACAACCUUUGCGUGCACGAAGGUGGUGCAGAACGAGGCCAAGAUUCGGAACGCAAAGCGUCACUUCCGGAAAGUGCCCAAAAAGGAGGAGUCGUGA